AUGGGUUUCUUUCCCUUCUUCUCCCUCGAAACUUGGGCACUCACAGUCAUCCUCUCGGUCCUUCUUCUGCUCUAUGGAAUCUGGCCCUACAAUUUCUUUAAGAAGCUGGGGAUCCCUGGGCCCAGGUCUCUGCCCUUUUUGGGGACUUUCCUUGAAUACCGAAACGGUGUGGUCCAUUUUGACAUGAAGUGUUAUCAGAAGUAUGGGAAGAUCUGGGGAUUUUUUGAUGGCCGACAGCCCGUGCUGGCUAUACUGGAGCCUGCCAUCUUCAAAACCAUCUUUGUGAAGCAAUUCUAUACCCAUUUCACAAACCGCCAUGACAGAGGUUUCAGCGGGGACUUAGAAGCAUCUGUGUUUGUGGCCCCAGAUGAGGAGUGGAAGAGGAUUCGCACCAUCCUCUCUCCCACCUUCACCAGUGGGAGAUUAAAGGAAAUGAUGCCUAUAAUCAACCAUUACGGGGAAGUGCUGGUGGAGACCGUCCAGAAGAGAAUGAAGAACAAUGAAUCCAUGGACAUGAAAGCCAUUUUUGGGACCUACAGUUUGGAUGUGGUGGCCAGCACUUCCUUCAGCAUCGACAUAGACUCCAUAAAUAACCCCUGCGAUCCUUUUGUCAUCAAUCUCAAGAAUCUGGCCACAUUCGACUUUGUAAAUCCACUGCUGGUCGUGGCUGUCGUCUUUCCGUUCCUCCAACCGUUGCUGGAGAAGCUAAAUUUCACCUUGAUACCUUGUUCUGUGUUGGAUUUCUUCACGGCCGUGGUGAAAAAAAUCAAGAAGGAUCGGCAACAGAACCAGUGUACGGAGCGCGUUGACUUUCUACACCUAAUGUUGGAGGCCCAAAAUUCAGGAGACGUCUCUGAUGGCACAAAUUCAUAUAAAGCUCUGACUGACAAGGAGAUUUCGAUGCAGGCUGUAACCUUUCUUUUCGGUAGUUUUGAGACCAUCAGCAAUCCCCUUAGCUAUCUGUCUUACUCCUUGGCCACCCACCCGGAUGUUCAGCAGAAGCUGCAGGAAGAAAUUGACAAGAUGCUUCCCAACCAGGCUCCUCCCACCUAUGAUGUGAUCUUUCAGAUGGAGUAUCUUGACAUGGUGGUCAAUGAAAACCUCAGGAUAUAUCCCCCAGCAGGACGGAUUGACAGGGUUUGCAAAAACACCGUGGAGAUCCAUGGGGUGACCAUCCCCAAAGGAACGGUAGUCCUGCUCCCGGCUUUUGUCCUGCACCGUAUCCCAGAAUACUGGCCAGAGCCAGAAGAAUUCAGACCCGAGAGGUUCAGUAAAGAGAACAAGGAAAACAUAGACCCGUACACUUUCCUGCCCUUCGGAGUGGGUCCUAGGAACUGCAUUGGAAUGCGCUUUGCUCUCCUGGUUUUGAAAUUGACCAUGGUGAUCCUCCUGCAGAAAUUCUCCUUCCGGACCUGCAAAGAGACGCCGAUCCCCUUGGAACUUAAGAGCCAACUCUUCAUGCAGCCAAAGAAGCCGAUCAAACUGAAGUUCGUUCCCCGAAAGGCUGCUGGAUCGGAGGACUAGAGAAAUAGGAAACGGCAAGGCGGCCGAUGCCACAGCCCUCCUCCUGCCUCACAUCCUUGGGUCGCCUGCAUGAACAGAAGGACCAAAGUCUGCAAAUGGGGCACCAUGUUUUCCAACACUCCCCUCCACAUCACUAAGGACUAGUAACUUGAAGCAGCAGAAUUGAAAACAGGACAUUGUGAUUU
Messenger RNA from Pogona vitticeps (central bearded dragon), 1709 nucleotides. RefSeq names its product cytochrome P450 3A24-like. The record is from RefSeq and is a predicted model, not a curated record. NCBI's taxonomy places the organism in Eukaryota, Metazoa, Chordata, Lepidosauria, Squamata, Agamidae. Gene Ontology annotation, molecular function: steroid hydroxylase activity; iron ion binding; heme binding.